AAACCCCUUCAUCAUUUCUGUGAUCGAAUGGACACUGAACCCUGAAGCACAUCAUGUCGUGCAGAGUCAAGCAAAUCGCCGCCGGAGAAGCUCACACACUUGCACUCUCAGAAGAUGGAAGUGUGUUCUCUUGGGGGAGAGGCACCUUCGGCCGUCUGGGAACCCGGGAAAGAGCACGAUGAGCACUCCACCGUCCAUGUCUACUUCCCUGAUGCCUCUUCCCAGAAGAAAACGAGCGAUUUAUGUGUUUCUUCAGGGAAAAGUGACAGUUCUCGACCCUUGUUUGUAGAGAUUUCUGCUGGCGCUUACCACAGCCUUGCUUUACAAGUUGAUGGAUCUGUCUGGUCAUGGGGCUACAAUGCUUCUUGGCCAUCUCUCGGUGGAGAACGCAUCCCUUGUUUAGUACAGCACUUUCAGCAAUUGAAAUCAACUGGUUUGAAGGUCAGCGUAACAAAUACAAGUACAUAAACUUAAUUCAAUUUUUGAGAACUUUGUAGGAUUUAUUUGGGUGAUAUGUAUAUAAGUUCAUAAAGUGAAUGCGGGAGCAAUGUCAUCGUUUGCAAUUGAUACUCGUGGUGGAUUGUGGAUGUGGGGUAGUUGUCCUCAGCCAAGCAACGCUGAAGAUGAGGGAUUCGGCUUCUUGAGAUGUCUUUCUCCUAGGCCUGUAAUGUAUUUUCAUGGCCGUGAUGUUGUGCAGGUGGCAUGUGGAAAUGAACAUGUUGUGGCUUUGGUACAGGACUGGCCUUUGCAUGAGACUGAUCCACUUUGUGUUUUUUUUUUUUGGAAGAGGAGCGGAGUGAACUCACUGAGAUCCGG
Dioscorea cayenensis subsp. rotundata (Guinea yam) is the source of this 816-nucleotide messenger RNA. RefSeq lists its product as uncharacterized. The coding region runs from base 115 to 468 and encodes 117 amino acids. The transcript is spliced from 5 exons. The record is from RefSeq and is a predicted model, not a curated record. NCBI's taxonomy places the organism in Eukaryota, Viridiplantae, Streptophyta, Magnoliopsida, Dioscoreales, Dioscoreaceae.